Punica granatum (pomegranate) is the source of this 1603-nucleotide messenger RNA. NCBI's taxonomy places the organism in Eukaryota, Viridiplantae, Streptophyta, Magnoliopsida, Myrtales, Lythraceae. The record is from RefSeq and is a predicted model, not a curated record.
AUUUCCUCUCUCUCUCUCUCUCUCUCUCUCUCUCUAUAUCUUGUGCGUCAGAGGAACGACCGAAGCUUCGAUUUCGCCCCUUUUGCCUGAGAAUCAAUCGGACUCGUCCGCCGGAAUCGGGAAGCUGUAGAUUCUCCGGUCAGCUUAUGGUGUCCGUGAACCCGCACCCAGCGCAGGGUUUCUACUUCUUCGAUCCCAUGAUGAACAGCAUGGGGCUCUCCGGCAUCAAUUCCGCACCUCCGCCUUCGUCUGCCAACCCCGCCUCCGCCGCUCCGGCGCCCACCCCCAGCUCGGCCCCCUUCUCGGAGGACCCCAGCAAGAAGGUCCGGAAGCCCUACACCAUCACCAAGUCCCGAGAGAGCUGGACUGAGCAGGAGCACGACAAGUUCCUCGAAGCCCUCCAGCUGUUUGAUCGUGAUUGGAAGAAGAUUGAGGCUUUUGUCGGAUCAAAAACGGUUAUUCAGAUUCGCAGCCAUGCUCAGAAGUAUUUCCUAAAAGUUCAAAAGAGUGGGACAAGUGAACAUGUACCACCCCCCAGGCCAAAGAGGAAAGCAGCUCAUCCAUACCCGCAAAAAGCCCCUAGAAAUGCUCCAGCAAUAUCAUCCCAAGUUAACGGCCCAUUUCAAUCUUCAUCUACUUUAUUUGAACCUGGUUAUGCUGUGAGGCCCGAAGGAGCAUCCGUGCUAGGGAAUCCAGCGAGUAAUGUGUCUCUAUCUUCCUGGAGUUAUAAUUCAAGCCCAGCAGUGAAUUUGUCUCAAGCAACUAAAGAUGAUGCACGCAUUGGCGGUUCCGUUGUUCCAGGUUGCUACAGCAGUAGUAAUGAGAACAUGCCGAAAUCCUCAUCAAAUGCUCAAAUAAUUAAUCGCGACAAUGAGCCAAAUGCAAGAGUAAUGCCAGAUUUCGCGCAAGUGUACAGAUUUAUUGGGAGCGUUUUCGACCCCAAUGCAAGUGGUCAGUUGCAGAGGUUGAAGCAGAUGGACCCAAUAAAUUUGGAAACGGCAUUGUUGCUGAUGAGGAACCUCUGUGCCAAUCUAAAGAGCCCAGAGUUCGAGGAGCAAAGAAAACUGCUUGCAUCCUAUAACGAGGAUCCUGAUAGGGCAAGGGCAAGUGAUCCGUUCAGCUUACGGGCCGGGAAGUCGGAAAGCGCAAUUUUAUCUGCAUGAAUUUAUUAAGUGCAAGGUGGCCCGAGUCUUGAUUGCACUUUCAACUUGGAAGAAGGGGGGUGGUUGGUAAGGGAUGUCUGUUGCCAGUGAAGGGAUUGUCUGUUGAUACAAUGUUGGCUCUUCUUUUUCCCCAUUUUAGGGGGUUUUGGCUCUGGGGAAGGUCGGUGAUCCAGUCCGAUUUUUGGUUUCAGGCUCUAGUUUGUGAAUAUCGUAACUGUAGUCCUGAUGUGGCUUAGGUCCUGGAGGCUGUCUUGUAUAAAGCUUUUGAGUGCUAAAAGUGGUAUGGGGUUUUUGACUGUAUAUGAUUUGGGUGUCUUUUGGAUACUGAAUGCUUUUUGCUUGUAUCGAGCGUAGUUGUCGUCCUUAUAAAAGUAUGUAUAUAUGUGAAACACAUAUAAGUACACUGAAUGAGUGCAGAUAAAUAUAGAUUUUCGGUAGCA